AUGUGGUGUAUGGUGUUCCAGCCAUCCAGAUGGCCAUGCCGCAUCGUCCAGACAUUGCAUCGCAGGCCAUGCAAGUGGCAGCAGCAACAGGACAGCCUCUUCUGGCACCUGCACCCAUGCACACUCAGUUCACAGUGGCCUACAACCCGCAAGGCCACAUUACUCCUCAGCCUUAUCAGCAGAUGGUAAGGAUGGUGACGCAGCAGGGCACGGGAAUGGUACCGCUGGGCGCUGUGCCGACGUCCAUUAGCUACCACCACGAGUCGCCCGGCCCGCAGGCGCCGCAGCCGCACCAGUUACAGUACAUGUCGCCGGCGCCAGCCGCGAUGGGCCCG
Gryllus bimaculatus (two-spotted cricket) is the source of this 335-nucleotide messenger RNA. NCBI's taxonomy places the organism in Eukaryota, Metazoa, Arthropoda, Insecta, Orthoptera, Gryllidae. The record is from the annotation of a GenBank genome assembly.